CUUGCGAUUCAGCGCUCCUGUUUCUCAAGCCUCAAUGCGUUUCGCAAGUAUUCUCGUCGCUGUUCUUGCCGGUGCCAACCUUGAUGGGACAUUGGGCGAAAGCUGCCGCGUUGUACCUCACGUAAAAGUCAUGAGCUUCAACCUUCGCACGUCGCUUGCCAAUGAUCCAUGUCCGAGCGGCUGCUGGGAACAACGCAAAUGGCGCGCCAAAAAGCUUGUGGAGAAGUAUGGACCUGAUCUCAUCGGCACCCAAGAAGGAGCUCCUGACCAAAUCCAGUUUUUCCAAAAUGAACUUAAGCUCGCGAGCACGGGCGACUGCGCGGGUGACUGCCAGUGGAAUGAACGCGACAGCAUUUUCUACAAAGCUGAUCGCUGGGAACUGUUGGAGACGUCCACGUUCGCUUUGAGUGAUACCCCCGAUUUGAUUCCCUCAAAUACAUGGAACCUCCAAUACCUACGUGCUGCGGUCAUCGCACGCUUUCGUGACAAGACUUCUAGCCGUGUCGUGUGCAUGCUGAACACGCACUUUGACAUAAGCCUCGGUCAACCUCAGUCAUCUGUUCUGGUCGCGAACCGAUUGAGUCAUCUUUGCCAGUCCGAAGACACGGUUAUUAUGACUGGAGACUUGAAUACUGUCCCUCAGAGCUCCGCCGUUCAGUAUCUUGCUAAUGAGGGCCCCAUCGAUGGAGGCUACACUCCAAUACCGAUGUAUGACACACUGACUGCUGCGGGCUCCGGGGGGCCUACAUGGAUUGGAUCUUCCUUCGGAAGCAUACCAGCGGGAAUUAAGUUCGACUACAUUUUCUCUCGGCGCGACGACCACACUUGCCUGCGUAACGAGCACGCACUGUCAGUAUACUAUUCAUACUAA
Messenger RNA from Phytophthora infestans T30-4, 871 nucleotides. RefSeq lists its product as uncharacterized. Lineage: Eukaryota; Oomycota; Peronosporomycetes; Peronosporales; Peronosporaceae. The transcript is spliced from 3 exons. The coding region runs from base 35 to 871 and encodes 278 amino acids. Gene Ontology annotation, molecular function: 3'-5'-RNA exonuclease activity. The record is from RefSeq and is a predicted model, not a curated record.